GUUGUGUGGCAAUAGCGUGAAUAACGCUAAGUCCUCAUAAAAUCUUGGACUUAGAAAAUUUCUGCUCAGUUAAAAAGUGCAUAAGACAGGAUAAUGAGUGUUGAUAAUACCACUGCCGAACCGAAUUCUGGAAUUCACCAGAAUGGAGGAACAGGUGAUCAUAUCAAUGGUGUAACCAAUGGUUAUCCAGAAAAGCAUAAAUCGAGUCACAAAUCUUCAUCUCAUGACAAACAUCGGAGUAAAGAUAAAGAUAAGGAAAGAAGCAAAGACCAUAAAAGCUCUUCCAGCAAACAUUCGUCCAGCUCCAGCAGGGAUAAGGACAAGCACUCCAGCAGCAGUAAAGACAAAGAAAGAAGUCACAGUCACAAAUCCUCCAGCAAGGACAAAGAUAGGGAAGGAAGAUCAGACAAGGACAAGAGCAGCUCGAAUAAGGAAAGAUCUUCAGAUAAGGAGAGAUCAGAUAAAGAUAGAUCUGACAAAGAUAAGCAUAGGUCCAAAGAACACAAAAGUAGUUCGAGAGACAAGGAUGGGGAAAGGAAAGAGUCCAGCAGUAGUAGUUCUCACCGAGAUAAGGACAAGAGUAAACACAAACACUCAUCGAGCAGCAGAGAUCAUGAUGAUAAAUCAAGAAGUAAAGACAAGGAAAGGCACAGGGAUAAGGAUAAGGAAAGGAGCAAAGAUAAACACAGGGACAAACAUAGAGAUCGAGAGAGUAGCAGUUCUAAAAGUAAAUCAAGUGAUAGCGGUGAUACCUCAACAUCUCAAGAAGUUGUUCCUUCAGACAGUGAAUUUAUUAAACCUUCAUUGAACUGCAUUAAGGAGGAAAUUGAGAGCCAAGAAAUUGAGAUGCCGCCCAUGAAAAUUGAAGUAGACAGCUCUUCAGCAUAUGAAUCUAAAGCACAUUUAAAUGAUUCUCAAAGCUCGUGUGAUUAUUCAAUGACGCAAUUCAAAGAUGAAGUGAAGGAAGAGCUUCCACCGGAGGAGGAGGAAUUAGAAGAAGAAACCUAUGAAGAUGAGGAAGAAAAUAAUGAAAAUGAUCAGGAUGAAGAUUAUGAAGAAAAUGUGGAGAUCAAGCCAGAAGUCAAAGAGGAAGAACCAGAAGAAGAUAGCGAGGAGGAUAUUCCAUUGAAUUUCAACUCCCAUAAGCAAUUGAGUGCUAGAGUCAAUAAUACCAAAAGAAAAAUUGUAAGUGAAGAAGAUAGUGAGGAAGACGUUCCUAUAUCACAACGAAAGAAGAAAAAAACUGAGAAGAAGACUAAAAAGGCUAAGAAACGAUCACAUGAUGAUGAUGACGAUGAUUAUGAUGAUGUGAAGCCUGCAAAAACUAAAGUUAAAAAAGAGAAAACAAAAGUGAAGAAAGAAAAAACUCAAACAAAAGUAAAGACAGAAAAUGCUACACAACAGAGCCCGACCAAAGGUAGAAAGAAGAAGGUUGAGGAAGAGCAGGAAGUUUGGAAAUGGUGGGAAGAAGAGAAAAAGAAUGAUGGUACUAAAUGGACAUUUUUGGAACACAAAGGACCUUUAUUUGCUCCCCCUUAUGAAAGACUACCAGAAAAUGUCAAAUUUCUCUAUGAUGGCAAAGUUAUGGAAUUAUCUCAAGAUGCGGAAGAAGUAGCAUGUUUCUAUGCCAAAAUGUUGAAUCACGAUUAUACUAGUAAACCUGUUUUCAAUGAAAACUUCUUCAAAGAUUGGCGGAAAACCAUGACACAAGAAGAAAAAAAUAUAAUUAAAGAUUUGACCAAAUGUGAUUUUAGGAAAAUGAAUGCUUACUUUACUGAUUUGUCAGAGAGAAAUAAACAACGUACUAAGGAAGAAAAGCUAAAGCUUAAAGAACAAAACGAAGCCCUUGUUAAGGAAUAUGGAUUUUGUAAAAUUGAUGGACACACUGAGAAAAUUGGCAAUUUCAAAAUAGAACCCCCAGGCUUAUUUAGAGGCCGUGGUGAACAUCCUAAGAUGGGUAUGGUUAAAAAGCGAGUAAUGCCUGAAGAUGUUUUAUUAAAUUGCUCGAAAGAUAGUGUUAUUCCUGUACCUCCACCUGGACAUAAGUGGAAAGAAAUUAGACAUGACAACACAGUUACUUGGCUUGCAUCUUGGACUGAGAAUGUGCAAGGACAGGUUAAGUAUGUUAUGCUAAAUCCAAGCUCAAAAUUAAAAGGUGAGAAAGAUUGGCAGAAGUAUGAAACUGCACGUAAAUUAGCAAAAUGUAUUGAGAAAAUUCGUGAAACAUAUAUUGCUGAAUGGAAAGCUAAAGAAAUGAAAGUAAGACAACGUGCUGUAGCAUUAUAUUUUAUUGAUAGACUGGCUUUAAGAGCAGGUAAUGAAAAAGAUGAAGAUCAAGCAGAUACUGUAGGUUGUUGUAGUUUACGUGUAGAACAUAUAGAGUUACACAAAGAAAAAGAUGGCAAAGAAUAUGUUGUUGUCUUUGAUUUUCUUGGUAAAGAUUCUAUCAGGUAUUAUAAUGAAAUUCCUGUUGAGAAGCGUGUGUUCAAAAAUUUGGAAUUAUUCAAAGAAAAUAAAAAAGCAGGCGAUGAUUUGUUUGAUCGUCUUAAUACUACUGUUUUGAAUGAGCAUCUACGUGAAUUGAUGGACGGUUUAACUGCAAAAGUUUUCCGUACAUAUAACGCUUCGAUAACUUUACAAAAUCAACUCCAAGAAUUGACAGAUCCAGAUGCCUCCAUUCCAGAAAAAAUGUUGGCUUACAACAGAGCAAAUAGAGCUGUAGCUAUUCUGUGUAACCAUCAAAGAGCUGUCCCGAAAAGUCAUGAUAAAUCUAUGUCCAAUCUCCGAGAGAAGAUGAAUCAGAAGAGAGAGCAAAUUGAUGAGAUGGAAAAACAAGUAAAAGAUGCAGCAAAGGCAGCCAAGCGUGGUAGCGUGAAGGAGAAAGUGAUUCAUGAAAAGAAGAAGAAAGCUUUGGAUAGAUUGAAAGAUCAGUUGAAGAAGAUGGAGGUUCAAGAAACAGAUAGAGAUGAAAAUAAAACCAUUGCUUUGGGCACAUCCAAAUUGAACUACUUGGAUCCUAGGAUAUCAGUCGCUUGGUGUAAGAAAUUUGGAGUGCCAAUUGAAAAGGUGUAUAACAAAACACAAAGAGACAAAUUCAGGUGGGCAAUUGACAUGGCUACAGAAGAUUAUAUAUUUUAGUUGGACAAGCUUGAUUUAACACUGUGUUUACCCUCUUUGUAAAUAGUACAAUUUUAAAACAUAUUUAUAUGUUGAACUUUUGGUCAAUUUUUUAAUAGACUUGACCGGAACUUAUGUAUAAUGCAUGGGUAGGCAGUUUUAUAGAAGUGAAUAUGAAACUUAAUUUAUGAAUUAAAAUGCAUAUUUACUCUCUAUAUUUAAAUUUGAUUAGUUAUUUUAUUUCACAAUGUAACAUGCAUUCAUGCAUUUUACAUAAUGAUUCAUUUAAAGCGAAUAUCUUAAAUUAUUUUAAUACUUGCAACAAUAACACAGUUGUUGCUAUUUUGACUUACUAGAUUAGUAUUAUAAAAAUAUUUUUUUAGUAUACCAUUUA
Ctenocephalides felis (cat flea) is the source of this 3511-nucleotide messenger RNA. RefSeq names its product DNA topoisomerase I, mitochondrial (gene Top1). Gene Ontology annotation, biological process: DNA topological change; DNA replication; chromosome segregation. Gene Ontology annotation, cellular component: chromosome; nucleolus. Lineage: Eukaryota; Metazoa; Arthropoda; Insecta; Siphonaptera; Pulicidae. Gene Ontology annotation, molecular function: DNA binding; DNA topoisomerase type I (single strand cut, ATP-independent) activity. The record is from RefSeq and is a predicted model, not a curated record. The transcript has 10 exons. The coding region runs from base 94 to 3138 and encodes 1014 amino acids.